Messenger RNA from Trametes versicolor FP-101664 SS1, 6404 nucleotides. RefSeq lists its product as uncharacterized. Lineage: Eukaryota; Fungi; Basidiomycota; Agaricomycetes; Polyporales; Polyporaceae. The transcript is spliced from 10 exons. Bases 164 to 6253 code for a protein of 2029 amino acids. The record is from RefSeq and is a predicted model, not a curated record.
AUGGACAACGAUGAAUCUUCCGACAUCCUCGGAGGACGCCUCCAGGUCUCACCUCCGGGUCCUGCUGUCUGGGCCGAUCCUGGGCGCAUUACUCUGUUGCUUGGGUUUGCGACCGUCGUCGCGCUAGCGUGGGCAGUGGAGGGAGACACGAUAUCGAAAGGCAAUGCGUCGCCGCCACGGCAUUCCCGACGACGACCAUCGGCCCUUCAAUGUUGCAUACGCUGCCGCUCUGCAGGCGAGGAAGGGUCAGGAAGGAAAGAGCCGGAACGCUACUCAGCAAAACCCACAAGGUGUCUCUGUGGAAGAUGGCUCCCAGUUCCCACCAACGAUAGACGCCCCGACUGUUCAUCAAGAUUUUGCUCCCUUACCUCCCCCGGUAGUAUCUCAUUCUGGAUACCAGAACGGCCACGCAUCAUCUGCAGGUUACAACACUGAGGCUAACAGACACUAUACGCCAUCUUACCAGGAUGUCGCUGGACCAUCAACUUCACACCGUGUCCCACUCUCCCAAGUAUCCAACAACUCGCAUGUACCUAGUACUUCGGCUGUGCACACAGCCCGACCCACCACCGGAAGACAGAGCAUAGCCACGCGGACAGUUCACGGCAAACACGCUCUUGAUGACGAAACGGACGCUGAACCGGAGACGCUGGCCAAGAAGUCUCGUGUAGAUGGCGAAGAACUCAUCGACGGCGAAGAGGAACGCGAGUGGCGCGAGGAUGGAGACGACAUGGAGGUCGACUCCGCCGUGCCGCAUGGGAAACGUGGUGCCAAGCGGAUGGCCAGCCCGGACGACGAUGAAGGGCUCGCGCAGUCGCGCGCGGAACGACGUGACAAAAGGGCCCGCAAAGUCUCCUUGGACAAGUCGGCGGAUGCGCCCGACGACGAGAUGGACGAAGACGAGUUGGAAGACGACCUCGAAUACAUCCAUGACGUCGCCCGAGGAAAGAAGCGGGACCGUGCGGAGGCCGGUUCCACGUUCGGCGGCGAUGACUCGCUCAUCGACGAGGACGAGAAACCUCACAGGCGCAGGCGCAGGCGAGUGGUCUCGAACAGGGUCUCGCAGUCAUCAUCGCGUGGACAGAAGCGCGUCCGCGAUCUCGAUUCGGUCGACAGCGACGACUCGGAAGCUGAAAGGCCAAAACGAGAGUACACGCGGAAGAAACGUGGUAAACGGUCUGACGAAGAGAUCGUACCACUUUCGAACGACCCUCUGUGCGGUGGAAGGCGUAUUGGCGAAGAAUGGGAGGCGAAUGGCGUCCACUUCAAGGUGGGCCCCAAUGGCCAGAGACUCAGGCAAGAGCUGGUCAAGAAGUCUAGGACUCGGUUCCCGAUGCCGAGUGAUUCUCAACAUCCGGACCGCCGUGCGAACGUUGACGUCUAUGUAGAGACAUGGCUCACGGAAGAGGAAUACCAGUCUGCGAAGGAGCGGCAUGAGCUUGCGUGGCAAGAUGCGCCCCCCACUCCCCCGGAACCCCAGACACCCGGUGAUGUUCCCGACUCGCCUUCGAAGCUUGGCAAGAACCUCCUUUGGUCUUCUAUGGCAUCGAGAGAGAGUCCGGGACGGCGGGGGCCUCUCAGGCAAUCCGUCGCUACCAACGUGGGUCUGCGCUUGAGCAUGCUCGCACCUGCGCCUGUAUCCUCGAACCUUCGCAUAUCCUCGGUAUAUCAGGCGCCUGCUUCCCCCGCUGCCGACAGCCCCAAAGUCCAUAAGUCGAAGUCUUACUCGAAGUGGGAGAAGCAAGACCUGGAGGCUGCCGCUAUGUCUAAGAUCAGGGAAAAACAACAGCUGCAGCGACAACUGAAGACUGCGCCGGCCGCCGCAGCACCACCUUCGAACCUGUUCAGUGCGCCGUCGGCCACACCUGCGGCGCCUAAACCUGUGGAGAAACCGGCCCAACCGCCGAUGCCAUCGUUCGGUUUCCCGCCCGCCCCGACAUCUGCCCCGACUAGCAAACCUGCUGCGGAGCCUCCCAAACUGAACAUCCCUGGUUCUACGCCCGCUGCUACGCCCAGCAAUCAGCCUAAGCCUGUUACGCCCUCAUUCCCCUUCCCUGCGUCGUCGGGCAGUGCUCCCUCGGCAGCAUCCACCAAGCCGCCCUCGACCUCCGUUCCCAAUUUCUUCUCAAAGCCGGCGGUCCCUGGGCCUACUGCCGCAGCACCCACCCCUCCCGCCAGCGGCAUUCCUAGCUUCUUCGCCAAGCCUCCCCAGAAUAGUACCCCUACUAGUGCACCGGCCCCCACUCCUGCAACUGCCCCCAAGUCUACUUUCUCCUUUGCACCGACUCCCUCUUCCGCUCCCCAGGGCACGCAGCCGCCGACGAAUAGCGCACAGGCCGCGAAGCCAGAAGAGCCGAAGCAGGCCCCUGGCGCUUCGUUGUUGUCCCGCCUCGGAAUGGGCCCACCGCCAGCUGCCCAGGGGCCCUCCCCGUCGGCGUUCGGUUUCGGAAAGCCUGCGCCCCCACCAGCUUCAUCCGCGUCGAACCCAGCAGCGACUGCCUCCCCCUUCGGAGCUCCUACGAACGGCACGAGUAGCUCCGAUUCUGCUCCGAAGUUCAGCUUUGGGGCGCCUCCGAAGCCGGCCAGUUCUGCACCUCCGCCUGCACCCGCGACGAAUGGGACCUCAGCGGAAGCUACAUCAAACCCGAAGUUUAGCUUCGGUGUGAACAACGCUCCCGCGCAGCCCGCUGCGCCUGCUCCCAGUGCGCCCGCUCCAAGCCCAUUCCAGAACAGCGCGACCAACGCUUCGAGCGCCCCGAAAUCGGCGUUUGGCUUUGGCAGCUCGAGUACGCCUACUUCAAGUCCGUUCGGCGGUUCUUCGAACACUGCUGCGAGUUCCACGCCGUUCGGUGCGCCCUCGGGGACCAACUCGUCGGCCGCUAACUCCUCGCCCUUCGGUGGACCAUCAGCGGGUUCGUCUACGCCAACGUCGAACCCCUCGCCUUUCGGAGCACCCGCGAACGGAUCGGCGAAGCCCUCCGAAGCACCUAAGUCGGCGUUCUCGUUCGGGAACAACACGGCGUCGUCCGCAAGUACGCCUAUGUUUGGCGGCGCGGGCGCGCAGAAUCCGACUACGCCGAAGACAGAUGUACCGGGUUUGAAGCCUUCCUUCUCGUUUGCGUCGUCGUCUACGCCGGCAUUCGGAGGAUCUUCAUCUACCCCUACCUUCGGCGGGUCGUCGACCACCUCUGCGUUCGGCGGGCCGUCGUCCACCUCUGCGUUUGGCGGGUCGUCAUCUACCCCCACGUUCGGUGCGCCUUCGUCUACCCCCACCUUUGGCGCAACAAGCACGCCCGCCGGGGCUCCCGCAUCCAAGGCCUCGUUCUCCUUCGCCAACGCCGCGGGCUCCACACCUGCCGCGAACAAGACGGAGAGCAAGCCCACCCUCUCAUUCAACUUCGGCGCGCCCAGCAGUACUAGCAACAACGGCACCGCGCCUUCGGCACCUGCACCCUCCGCAUUCGGCUUCGGGGCGCAGCCGUCGUCAACCACCCCGGCGACGCCUGCCGCGUCCUCGCCGUUCGGCGCUCCCCCGGCCCAGUCGGGCGCGAUCAUGCACAACAUAUUCUCAAUCGUCCGAUUCGAGUUGGUUGUGGUCCUUGUGGAAGAGAAGCUCGGAGUUGCUGGCUUGCGACGAAGUCCGAACCUAGUCUCAGUCUGCUGUUUCCAUUCUACACUGGGGCAACCAUCGUCGCACUAUACUCACACUCUUUUCAUCAUCUUUUUGAAGACUGUGGGUCUGCCUUGGACGAUGUUGUCUACAAAUCCUAUGGCGACGCCCCGGCCGUUGCCUCCGGCGAAGACUCGCAAGUCGAGUGCCUUGCACUACUCUACGCUUGCCCCACCUCCGCCCUAUGCCCCCUCUCUGUCUGAGCUGUCCUUGGACUCUCCGUCACCAAAUGGCGCGCUCCCCGACGCUACCGCGCCGAUUGACGAGUGGAUGGACGAGAAAUCACGGGAGGAACUCUCCGGGCUGCUUCUCAAGGCGGAUGGGAUCAUCAAGACCCGUGAAACAGAAUUGAGCUAUACUUCGGCUCUGGUCAAGAGCCUGUACGACGACAAUGUCGCGCUCAAGACCAAGCACGAGACCCUUCUCGCGCGACUCCCGGCCAUGUCCCCUUCACCCUCGACCCCCACUUCCCCGCGUCUCAGGUCGCCCAGCUCUUCGUUGUCUCCCUUCCCCGGAAUUAUGUUCCCCUCGUCCUCCGAAGACUCGUUGCAACCCUUGCCCCCGGCCGCUCGUCUUCGCCACACGCGCAGGAUAUCCGUGACCCCCGGAGACCUAGCCCAUCUGUCCGACCAGAACGCGGAGCUCCUUGACAAACUCGAGAGGCUCGAGUCCGAGUCCACGAAGGCGGACGAGGCGGGGAAACGCAAGUUGCGCAAGCUCGAGCAGGAGAUCCAGACGCUCCGAGACGAGCUAGACAAGACACAUGCGCGCGGUGCGGAGUUGGAGGAGCAGGCUAAGGCUGCUAUCAACGCCGCGCAGAUACAGCAGCGCAGGGAAGAGCGUCAGGCAUGGGUGCGAUCCCUGAAGGACAAAUCUGCGUCUGGCUCCGACUUGUCCGGUGCCGAAAUCAAGGACUUUGCGCCCCCUGCUGAGCUACCUCGGUUCGCUGCCCAUACGCUCUCAUAUGGACCAGCGCCAGGGGACCCCUCGGACGCGUCCGGUGAUCUGUCCGAUGCCUCCUUCGAGCCCCCCUCCUUUGACGAGGAUAUUCUUGAAGACGGCUCAGCCGGCCACGACUCGUAUAUCUCAACUCCCCCCACCUCAACCCGCGACCCGCCGCAGAUGGAGACCGAGUACGCCAUCGUCUCGCAGCUCCUGCUCAAAAUCCGUGAACUGGAAGAAACCAACGCCCAAAUUAAGGAGCAACAGAGCAUCACGGAGGAGCACAUGCGCGCCGCCCGGUGGGAUGUCGACAGCAUUAACCGCAUGUAUGACUGUCUGGACGUAGCCGACAUCGACAUCGAGGACCCGGAGGAAGAGGAACAGCCUAUGCGUGGGUCCCGGAUACCCUCCGGCGGCACCAUUAAGUUCAGCAGCCUGCGCAGGACGUUGCAAGGCGACAUGAGCAGGUUGUUAAUGGACGACGCGUCGGAUAGCUUCGUCGGUGGUAUCUCCAAGGAGAUGCAGAGCACCGUCCGCAAGAGUAUCGGGGGCCACCGAGGAGCCCCAGGACACAAAGCGCGGAAGUCAAUAGCCGGGCUUUUCGACAUAGAGCCAGAGCGGGAGCGCGGCUAUGCAGCGUUCAGAGUAUCCCCAGGCUUGCAUGCGAAUCACCGAUCCGUAGACCUCGCCGACACUUCUAUAUGGUCAGCUGCGGCGACGGACGGUGUUGCUCCUCCCUCCCCAUCCUUCAGCGCGUUGCAGACUCCCCUGGACGGGCCACAUACCGGGCGGACCUUGGGCAGCGAGCUUGGAAGCGAGUUUGGCGACGAUUGGCCGGAACGAGGCUUCAACCAUCACCUCCGCACCACCAGCCUGUACUCGCUCGCGGGUCUCAAUCUCACGCAGUCGACCCCGGGCUCCCCAGUCGAAUCCCCGCCCGCUCCGCCAUCCAUUGUCUUCCCAACUCCACCCGAAGACCACCGAGAAGAGUACACGGCGGGCCCCUCCACCCCACCACGAUCCCAGGCGCUGCAGCUCACAGUAGAGCCUCCGACUCCAACGCCGGAGCGGUUACGUUCUCCUGGGGCGACACGACAGAUCCGCCUCUCGCAAACGAUGCGCGCGCGGACGAACCGCUGGGUCGAGGGCCGCUUCCAGCAAGAAUCCCUGCGGGAUAAUGUUCUGCGCAGGCGGCAGUCGACCUCCAGGCAGACGAGCACAAGUACCGCCAAGGGGAAGGCGCGCGCCGCCCCCGGCUCAGACGCCACCGCGACCUUGGACGAGACGUUCGACGACGCGGUCGCGCAGAUCCGGCGCGUGCGCAGCCGCGCGAGUCUCGCCACGCUCGGAUUCUCCGCACCCCUCGCCCUCCCAGACCCGCGCGAGACGGGGGAGGACGAGACAGCAGAGGAGGCGGAACGGUCGGUCGAGCUACGGCGGCUGUCGCAGGAGGAGGCCGCGGCAGUCGUGGACCCGGCGAAGCGCGAGGGCUUCGUCGGGUUUGUGCUCGAGGCGUGGCUGUGGCUGCAGUUCGCGAUCGUGGUCAUGCUCUUCCUGUGGGCGAUGGCGAAGCGCGGGCCGAAGGUCGUGCUCGAGGCGGAGCGGCGGAGUGCACAGCGCGGCGGAGCAGGGCUCCAGUAAUCAUUGGGGAGGACUCACGGAAGGAUGCAUACCACGCUCAUUUACAUCUAGUACCGUACAGUCGCAAUAGUCGUUGUAUCAGCAUGUAUGCGUACCAUCUCACCACACACUUGACUCUCGUUAUUGGACUAUAAUAUUUCCUUCUUGGCAC